This is a messenger RNA of Agrilus planipennis (emerald ash borer), 1426 nucleotides long. RefSeq names its product DNA-binding protein Rfx5-like. Gene Ontology annotation, biological process: regulation of transcription by RNA polymerase II. The transcript has 6 exons. Gene Ontology annotation, molecular function: RNA polymerase II cis-regulatory region sequence-specific DNA binding; DNA-binding transcription factor activity, RNA polymerase II-specific. Lineage: Eukaryota; Metazoa; Arthropoda; Insecta; Coleoptera; Buprestidae. The record is from RefSeq and is a predicted model, not a curated record. The annotation marks the transcript as partial.
GGUGUCGAUCGUCGUCCAUUGACGGCCAGCUGAUUUGAGUUGACAAUAAAAUGUUCCGGUUCUUCGUUUUUAAGUUUAUUUAAAUGUUUUCGGAAGAAGUGCCGCAACUUUUCUAAUGCCAUAUAAACUGUAGAUAAUAAUGGAAACACAAAAAUGGCCAUCCCAACGCCCAUUAAUUGCAGAAAAAUGUCCAGAAAAAGCAGAUGACUACAUGAACAAUGGUAGCAGUUUCAACAACCUGCUGGAAAAUGUCGAAGGAAAUAGUAAUAGUGAGAAUUCCAGAAAUUUAAAUAACGAUUCUCGGGUAAAAAAUGUUGUUGAAACGGCUAUUAGUGAAAAGUCCAGAAAAACUAUUGAUAAAAUCUUAGAGGAAGUAAAAAAUUUAACACCUGUAGAGUUGCUGUUUCUUUACUUAAAAUUACCUACAGAAUGCAGCAAUUCAAUUAAUCCUCUCCAAAAACCACUUAAUCCAUUGGGAAGCAGAUCAGAAAUUAAUCAGACCAUAAUGUGGAUUAAAACCCAUUUGGAAGAAGAUCCCGAGUUAUCGCUACCUAAACAAGAUGUUUAUGAUGAAUAUCGUAAUUUUUGUGAGCCAAACAAAAUAAAACCAUUAUCAACAGCUGACUUUGGGAAAGUGAUGAAGCAGGUGUAUGCAAAUGUAAGACCAAGAAGACUGGGCACAAGGGGGAAUUCUCGUUAUUGUUACGCCGGCCUUCGUAGACGUUUCAAGCUGGAAUUUCCUAGCUUACCGGACUUGUCUGACAAACCACAAUCUACUGAACCCCCAUGUAGCUCUGCAGACUUGUUUGGUGCUGCUUGGUCAAUAGUAAAAGAAUGGGCAGAAAAUCAGUUGGGCACACAAUUUCCUUCUCUUCACGUCCUUGCAGCCUAUCUUGUUUUGAACGAUUUAGUGAGUCAAGGUAGUGCUGCAGCAACCAUUGUUACGUCAAUUACCAAAUGUCAACUCAAAGGAGAUGCAUCGCCGUCAGUAAAUUCAGUUUGUAGCAGUAAACACAGAGAAACUCAGUUACAAUUACAACGAAAACUUCAACAAAAAUGUGAAGGAGGAAAAGAGUACAAGCGAAAAUUAUCUUCGGAGUCGAAGAGUCGCAGUAAAAAGUGCAAGGUGCAACAAAAUCAACAGGUGACAUGUACCGGAAGCGGUGGUCCGAAUACAUCUCCCAACAGCGGCACCGUGUCAACAGCUACAAAUGACGCCAAUCAAACUUCACCUGAGGGCCUCGGACCAGUCUGUGAUAAAUCACUAGCGUUACCUGACUUUCGCAGUUUGCAGAAGUCUGUCGUCGAAAUGGGGACGACCGAUACCUUAUGUGAUCUUUCGGGUGAUAAAGUUGAAAAGGCAUUGAAUAGUGAGAACACCGCAAACGUAUCUAAUUUUGGACUUAAAGAUAACCAUACAGGAAAG